Molecule: messenger RNA, 1356 nt
Organism: Prorocentrum cordatum
Lineage: Eukaryota; Dinophyceae; Prorocentrales; Prorocentraceae
Source: the annotation of a GenBank genome assembly
GCGGCGCCCGCGGUGGAGCGCUACAUGGAGGCCGAGGUGCUCCGGAGCCAGCUGCAGGUGACGGGCGAGGAGCUCGUGCGGCUGCGGGGGGAGGUCGCCGCGCGCGGUGACGAGCUCGCCAGGGGCCGGCCGCGGCUGGCGCAGCUGGAGGACGUGGAGGCGGAGUGCCUGGGCGCCAUGGCCGAGCUGGAGGCGGUGCACUCGCAGGAGAUGGCCGAGGCGGCCGCCCUGCACCAGGAGGAGCUGGCCUCGCUCCGCUCCGCGCACGCGGCCCGCGUGGCCGAGGCCGAGGCCAGCCAGGCGGAGGAGGUCGGCUCCCUCCGGCUGGCCAGCGCCGAGGAGCUGGGCCGCCUGCGCUCGGAGCUGGAGGCCGCCAGGUGGGAGGCGGACGUGCACGCCCGCGAGCAGAGGGACGCGGUGCGGGAGCUCUCCCUGCGGCAGCGCGAGAACACGCGCCUGUCCAGGCGCCGGGGCGAGGCCCGGCAGGAGGCCCUGGAGCACGCGACGCGCCUCGAGGUGCUCAGCGCCCAGGCGGCGGGCGCCCCCGCGCGGGAGGCCGAGCUGCGCACCGCGCGGCAGCGCCUCGGCUUGCUGGAGCAGACGGCCGCCGAGUGGCGCGAGGCCCUGAGCAGGAAGCACACGGAGUGCAUCUCCUGGCGCCGCAGGGCCCUCGCGCGCGGCUCGGCCGAGGGGGAGUUCCCGAACGAGGCGGAGGCGGAGCUCGGCGACCUGGCGGAGCUCGAGUGGGCGCCGCCCAGCCGCCUGGCCUGCGGCAGCCCCUCCGGGGCCUCCGCGCGCUCCGGCCGGGGCGCUGCGCCGGCCGAGGGCGGCAGCCCGGGCGGCCGGAGCGCGCUGCCGGCGCCCGCGGGCCGCGCCGCGGCGCUCGGGCGCUCGCCGGGCGCCCGGUGGCCCGCCGGCACGCCCGGGCGCUCGCCCGCCGCAGCGAGGCCGGCGGCGCCCGGCGGCGCCGCGCAGAAGCGCCUGGCGCUCGGGCCUGCGCCGCGGGCGUCGGAGGCGGGCGGGCGGCCGAGGGCGGGUAUCUUCCAGCCCGCCGACGCACAGGAGCAGGAAAGGAUGGACGAGGACCGGCCCGCGGAGGAGUUCUCCGCCGCUGCGCUGCGCGCCGCGCGCCUCGCGGCCGCGCUGGAGGCGGAGGAGGACGAGGGCGGGCGGCUGGAGCUGGCAGCGGCGCUGGGGGACGCCGAGAACGACGUGGAGAUGCUCGUGUUCCUGCUGGACGAGGCCGACGCCGGCGAGGCCGAGGCGCUCCUGGGCCUGGAGGUGCAGCGCCAGCCCCUGCCGGUCGCCAAGCGACUGCGGGCGCAGAUGCGGGAGCUCCGCCGUGGCCGUGCAUGA